Messenger RNA from Solanum pennellii, 1710 nucleotides. RefSeq names its product floral homeotic protein AGAMOUS-like. The transcript is spliced from 8 exons. The record is from RefSeq and is a predicted model, not a curated record. Gene Ontology annotation, biological process: positive regulation of transcription by RNA polymerase II. Bases 157 to 972 code for a protein of 271 amino acids. Lineage: Eukaryota; Viridiplantae; Streptophyta; Magnoliopsida; Solanales; Solanaceae. Gene Ontology annotation, molecular function: protein dimerization activity; RNA polymerase II cis-regulatory region sequence-specific DNA binding; DNA-binding transcription factor activity, RNA polymerase II-specific. Gene Ontology annotation, cellular component: nucleus.
UUUCCUAUCUAUAACUAUCCUCCAGCUUGUUCAACUCACUUCCAUUUUCUGCAAGCUCUCCUGUUCAAACCUAUACAAAAUAGGAACAAAUUUGAAGAGAAAAAAAUAAAAUAAAAUAAAAAUCUCUAAGCUUUUUUUUUUUCGAUACAAGACGAUAUGGUUUUUCCUAAUAAUCAGGAAUUACUUGUCGAUGAGUCGUCUUCUCAGUUGAGAAAAACAAGUGGAGGAACUGGCGGAGGAGGUAGAGGGAAGAUUGAAAUUAAAAGGAUCGAAAAUACGACAAAUCGACAAGUUACGUUCUGCAAACGUAGAAAUGGGCUAUUGAAAAAAGCUUAUGAACUUUCUGUUCUCUGUGAUGCUGAAGUUUCACUAAUUGUAUUUUCCAGCCGCGGCCGUCUCUAUGAAUAUGCCAAUAACAGUGUUAGGGCAACUAUUGAUAGGUACAAGAAACACCAUGCUGAUUCCACUAGUACUGGAUCUGUUUCUGAAGCUAACACUCAGUACUACCAGCAAGAAGCAUCCAAACUGCGACGACAAAUUCGAGAUAUACAGACUUAUAACAGGCAAAUAGUUGGAGAGGCAUUGGGCAGUUUAAGCCCUAGAGACCUCAAGAAUUUGGAAGGGAAACUUGAAAAGGCCAUUGGUAGAGUCCGUUCCAAAAAGAAUGAAUUGCUUUUCUCAGAAAUAGAGCUCAUGCAAAAGAGGGAGAUUGAGCUGCAGAAUGCCAACAUGUAUCUACGCGCAAAGAUAGCAGAGGUAGAGAGAGCACAAGAGCAAAUGAACUUGAUGCCUGGAGGCGGAGGCGGAGGAGGAGGAGGAUCUGAUCAUCAAUACCAUCAUCAGCCAAAUUAUGAAGAUGCUCGCAAUAACUUCCUGCCUGUAAAUCUCCUGGAACCAAAUCCUCAUUACUCUCGUCGCGACAAUGGUGACCAAACUCCUCUCCAGCUUGUGUAUGCCUCUCUUCCUUCUUAAUUAUAAUUUUGUAAUUUAUUAGUUAGACUCACACGAGUGAUAAAUUUUACUAAAAACUUAUUAAGGUUUUAAGUAUGGAAUGAGAUUUUAUACCAUGAAACAAAAACUUGUCAUGGAAGGGGAGGUGUGAACGUUUAGCUUCCGAUAAUAGGGAGUUGUUCAGAUGGUAAAUAUUCCUUAUUUUCAAUUUUAAUGUGUGAACACCCCUAAUUUCUAAUCUUUAAGGUUUGAGAGAUGAGUUAUCAAGAGAGCAAAACGGGUGAAAGCUCUCUAAGGAGGGGUAGUAAAAAAAGGAAUUUUUACCUUUUAGUACAAUUAGGAUGUGAAACUCAGCGAAAAAAUAAUAGUUGAAAUAUGUUUUUAUUUUUUGACUAUUUACUCUAAAACUUCAAUUAGUGGAGGCUUUGUUAUAUCAAAGCUGGGAUAAACUAAUCCCAUAAUAGCUUUGAUAGUCCAAAAAACCUGGAACUUCAUUUUAGGUUUAUAGAAUUGUUUUUGGUCUUCUUACCAAAACCAGGGUCAAAGCUACAACUUUGCCCACGGAUUUGGUAAAAUCUAAUAAUUUUGGCUCAAAUCAUAUAUUUGUGUUUAAAAGUUUACCUAAAAUGCAUUCAAUAAUUUGUUGAGAACCCAGUAGACAACAGAUUAUGCCUCAUUCAUGGUGCUACACUAAAAAGUAUUUUAUUUGAAGACGGUGAUUGCUUUUAACCUACCUCAAGCCAAAAAAAAAAAAUUAUU